CUCACUUCUUAGAAGAAGAUCAAGAGGAGGGAAGAUUGAAGAUGGUGGUCUGGAAAAAUUUAUUAAAAGUUUUGGAAGUCUAAAACUUUUUUACACUUCUUGUUGAAAAGCAAGCGAUUCCAAGUCUAAACUCUGUUACACUUGUUGAAAAGGAAGCGAUUGGAUGUCAAUACCACGCCUGCAAUGCUGACAUGGCAUAUCCUAUCUUGGAUAAGCUUCAGACACAUUUCCCAAAGACCCAGUUUCCAAUUUUAGCAAAAAUAAAAAAUAAAAUUAGUGUAGAAUAAGAAUAAGAAGAAGAAGAAGAGGACCCAUUCAUUUCAAUCUAAUAAGACCCAGCAGCAGUGAUCAAGAUUAGAUUAGAUUUGAUGAUGGGGGAAAUCAAAACAAUCGGAGUGGUGGGCAGCGGCCAAAUGGGGUCAGGAAUAGCUCAACUGGGUGCCGUUCAUGGUCUCGAUGUUUGGCUCCUCGAUACCGAUCCCGGAGCUCUCUCCAGAGCCACCAAAUCCAUAUCUGCCUCCAUCCACCGCAUGGUUUCUAAAGGCCAUCUCUCCCAGGCUGCUGGUACUGAUGCUUUGGGACGUCUGAAGUGUACCUCAAAUCUGGAAGAGCUUUCGACUGCGGAUUUUGUUAUUGAAGCUAUCGUAGAAUCUGAAGACGUGAAGAAAAAGUUAUUUGUUCAAUUAGAUAAGAUCACAAAACGUUCUGCCAUUUUGGCAUCAAAUACAAGUUCCAUAUCCAUUACACGUCUAGCAUCAGCAGUUAGCAGACCACUCCAGGUGAUUGGCAUGCAUUUUAUGAAUCCUCCCCCUAUUAUGAAGCUAGUUGAGAUUAUACGAGGUGCGGACACAUCAGAUGAGACCUAUAACGAAACAAAAGCCUUGGCAGAGAGGCUUGGCAAGAUAGUCAUAUGCUCUCAGGAUUAUGCGGGCUUCAUUGUAAACAGAAUUUUGAUGCCAAUGAUAAAUGAAGCAUUCUUUACGCUAUACACCGGUGUUGCAACAAAAGAAGACAUUGAUACGGGAAUGAAGCUAGGAACAAAUCAUCCAAUGGGUCCAUUACAGCUUGCAGAUUUCAUUGGAUUGGAUGUUUGCUUGUCAAUCAUGAAAGUUCUUCAUGCUGGUCUGGGAGACGGUAAAUACGCCCCCUGUCCUCUUCUUGUACAGUAUGUUGAUGCAGGUCGCCUUGGCAGGAAACGAGGUAUUGGGGUAUACAACUACAGUAAAGUACCUGAAACUGUGAAAAAACCAUCACCACGUCUCUGAAAGUCUUCAUCAUCUGGCAAUAAAAUUAACCUCUCAAUAUAGAUUGUGUCUCUGAAGAUUGUUCGUGGCUUUUCUGUUGGUCAAGAUGAUUCUUAGACAAAUAUGCAGUGUAUCCUAAAAUGGUUUUCAGUUCUGUGCACUUUGAACUCGUGAGACUGUUAGACUUCAAUCCUGCUCUACAAAGAGUCAAUGCUUUAAAAUUUAGGUCUUAGAUUCUUUUCAUUUUUAUUUCCUUUCAGCUGCAAAGUCAUUGAUCAGGGAUUCAGGCUGAUAUUAGCUUUAACGAUCACUCGCUUAUUGUUUGAUUGUCUAUUACACACGACCCUGAUGGAACAUGUAAAUUUCCACAUCGAAUUCUGCAACUUGGAAAUCGUACCCAUGAGAAAGGAUGCACUAGUUAUCCUACUGUACCACUUCUGUGCCACCUUCCCGAGCUAAAACCAUUUCUUCACUCUCAGUUUUCUGUCUUUUCCCUAGUUUUAAUUACUUUUUUUGGCUAAAAUGACGGAACGAUUUUUAAAUAAUUUUUAUGAUUUUGGCUAGGAUUUUGCUGUCUUCCACCCACAUGGUUGUGUCACUCUCAGUACACCUAGAAAAAAUAAGUUAAAAGGAAUAGUCUUCUGAAAAAUGAUACUUGUUAUUAUCAGUCUAUUAUAUGUAUCAGAGGGUAUGUUUAUGAUAUAUAAACUUAGCUCAGUUCAAGGUAUUUGAGAAAAACCUUAGGGGAAGGUUAUGAUAAAUAUUGCCUAAAAAAUUGAUAAGUUUCUCAGCUUGAACAGAUACAUUAUUCCAUGUAGGUGGUGGGUGAUGCAAGAGCAGCCAAGAAACACACCCAUAGGGAGUGUAAUGACAGUCACAUGGGCUUGCUUAGCCUUUUGUAAAAAGAGUAGAGCAAUUGGAUACCAAAUUGUCAAACCCUAUUUAUUGUUUUAUUGUUUUAUAGGUUAUAGUUGAUACAAAAGAUCAUGAGGUACAGCAAAAGAGUAAAGGUUUUCAUAACAAUUGAUAUGAUGAUAUUAUAAUUUAUUAUAACUCCACCAAGAAAAUUCAUUGAUAGCUUAAGCUUAUCCAAUCAAGUAUUUCUUCCAUUCAUCGGAUGGCUGAGAAUAUGUACACUCUUUCUUAGUCCUCUUAAAAAUUCCUAAAAGUUCCCCACUAAUCUAAUAAACAAAGGGUGACAUUUUUAACCGUGUUAACGUAAAAAAAGGGCCUUUUUUUGACUACUGCAUGCCAGCUUUGGAAUCUUUUGCGCUAGACAAGGAAAUGUAAAAGGCACUUUUUUCCCCUUCAUGACCCACAAAAGGUGAGCCUAUAUAGACCAUGAACCAUCUUCUUGAUCAUGGUCUGCCCCACAGCCCCACCUAAGGAUUGGCAUGGUUAGGCUGGCAUGUUCUUCAUUGAUUGUGAUUGUAGUGGAAUCCAAUGGGUAAAUUGAAAAAAAUGGAAAAAGCAUAGGUACAUCAAUUAUUGGAUAGAAAAGAAGAUAAAAGGGAAUGCGAAAUCCAACACUUCUUUUGUUUUUUUUUUUUUUUUUUUUCCAUACAUAAGGUUAAAUUUUUGGGAACAUUGUGAGAGUAGAGAGGAAGUGAGAGCAAAAGAAAAUGAAAUUCUUAUUUCAGUGUCCGUGUUGCUCUUGUUUUUGCUUCAUGAAGCCAAGAGCUGGACGAGCAAAGGUGAAGGAAGCUGCCAAGGAAGAGAAGAAAGAAGCCAAAGUAGAGAAGAAAGAAGAAGCUAAGGAAGAGAAGAAAGAGUGAAGAGGAAUAUGAAGAACCACCAGUAGACAAUGAAUGCAUGUAAAAAUGUACUUGAAUUUGCUGAUAUUAAUUUUUCUUUCCUCUUGAAUUUCUUUUGUUUUUGAUAUUGUUGCUAUAUUGCCCUUUUCAAGUGCGCACAAGAAAUUGUGUUUAGCAUAUAUAUCUUGGUCCAAGGUCAAGUUAAUUCACAUGAAAAAAACAAUGCCAAGCUUCAUAUUCUAAUAAAAAUGGCCGAUUUGCACCA
This is a messenger RNA of Ziziphus jujuba (common jujube), 3263 nucleotides long. RefSeq lists its product as uncharacterized. Lineage: Eukaryota; Viridiplantae; Streptophyta; Magnoliopsida; Rosales; Rhamnaceae. Bases 369 to 1265 code for a protein of 298 amino acids. The record is from RefSeq and is a predicted model, not a curated record. The transcript is spliced from 4 exons. Gene Ontology annotation, biological process: fatty acid metabolic process. Gene Ontology annotation, molecular function: oxidoreductase activity, acting on the CH-OH group of donors, NAD or NADP as acceptor; NAD+ binding.